Messenger RNA from Rubroshorea leprosula, 738 nucleotides. The record is from the annotation of a GenBank genome assembly. NCBI's taxonomy places the organism in Eukaryota, Viridiplantae, Streptophyta, Magnoliopsida, Malvales, Dipterocarpaceae.
UGAGUCAUCAUUAAACUCAGGAGAGAGGAAGUGAAAAGACAGAUUGGAAUAAUUGAUUAAGAUUUCAUAUCCUACCAAAUGGUUCGAAAACGAUUUCAAGACGCAAAAACAGGUUUCAAAUUGCUGAACUCGGUGACUGUACAGAAGUACCUGAAGAAGGUGGGACUGGGAAAAGAAGAUUAUCACUUCUGGAAACAAGUGGGGAAGGCUUUGUUAUGCACUUACACCAUCUUCGGCAUAGCGUGGCUGUACAAUGAAACCUCGCCGUUUGGGUGGUGGACGCUGAAGCCAAGGCCGAAGGAGGAGAGAGAGCUGGCCCAUCUCUAUGAGCGGCGGGAGUUCCCGUACCCAGGUGAUGCGGAAGCAAUGGAGGAGUUCAUAGCCAAGGGAGGCAUGAUUGGCACCACCAUUGGCCCAAAAGGAAUUGUGGAGACGGAUAAAGAUGCAUUAAAUUAUCAGGAGGAGUUGCAGAACAAGAAGUUUGAGCAGGAGGCACUGAAGCUGUGGUUCAGGAUGAGGAAUGAGGUCAUUGCAGAGCUUCAAGAGAAAGGGUAUGAUGUUGAGUAAAUGUCUUCCGUUAUAUAAAUUCACAUCAUGAAUUGCUUAAUGCAAAAGCUAUGCUUUUGUAUUGAUGUCUUUGCGUUGUUGGCACGACUUCAGACCCAAGUGGCAACUUGAGUGCUAAUCUAUCGAUGCUAUAUUAUCUUUGGUUUACUUAGAAUAUUUGUGCAUUUCUUU